AUGAAGAAGUCCUCAGACCUCGAACCCGAAACCAAAGAUUGUGCGGCAGCCCGCUCAAUCCUCGUCGCAGAAGGGGAAGUAACCUCCCCCGAGCUCUCUCGGCUGGACACACGUCUGCGAACACUGCUGGCCGAGCGAGCGGCAGCCCACAAAGCCAAAGUCCGAGCCACCCAUUUCGUCAAGGGGCACCACCCAGGCAAGUACACAUCCGCCAUUAACAAGCCAAACCACCCGAGGGAUAUCUUCACAAGCUUGGAGAAGAUUGACAGCCCCGAAGCCGCCGAAGAACGCAACCGCCGACACUCAGUGCUCCAAGAACAGGGCAUUCCCAACCAAGCCCCACCUGCGGCACAGGAGAUCAUACCCAGAAGAAGGUAA
Molecule: messenger RNA, 378 nt
Organism: Peniophora sp. CBMAI 1063
Lineage: Eukaryota; Fungi; Basidiomycota; Agaricomycetes; Russulales; Peniophoraceae
Source: the annotation of a GenBank genome assembly